Rotaria socialis is the source of this 456-nucleotide messenger RNA. Lineage: Eukaryota; Metazoa; Rotifera; Eurotatoria; Philodinida; Philodinidae. The record is from the annotation of a GenBank genome assembly.
AUGGAAGGAGACACGAAGAGUGGAGAUCUUCUCGCAGGUGGACAUGGAAAAGGUUCUGGUCUUAAUCAAAUCAAUGCUCCACUUUUCAUCUUUGUCGAUCAACAACAUGCUGUCUACGUGUCAGAUCAUCUCAAUCAUCGUGUAACGAAAUGGAAUAAAAAUGCUACAGUAGGAAUUGUCGUUGCUGGCGGUCAGGGAAAAGGUGUUGCUCUGACACAAUUGUCGCAUCCUGAAGGGCUCUUUGUUGAUGAAUCUAGUACGCUCUAUGUAGCAGAAUCGAGAAACCAUCGAGUAACUCGUUGGCCUCAAGGAGCAACACAAGGCACUGCCAUCAUCGGUGUAGAUACUCAAAUAAAUUGGCCCGUAGGCUUGUCUUUCGAUCGUCAAGGCAAUAUUUACGUCGCUGAGAGUGGUCAGAAUGGGCCUCACAGGAUCCAACGUUUUUUUAUUCAAUAA